Messenger RNA from Peniophora sp. CBMAI 1063, 1011 nucleotides. The record is from the annotation of a GenBank genome assembly. Lineage: Eukaryota; Fungi; Basidiomycota; Agaricomycetes; Russulales; Peniophoraceae.
AUGUCUGCACGCACCUUUUGCCUUCCAUCCUCAUCCUCACUCCUCAUUGCCCAGCUAGACGUGCACGCUAUCUCCUCUCUCUUCACGCCAGACCCCGCCUUCACCAUGUCUCACCCGUCGUUCAACUUUGCGCAGUACCUCCGUGAUCCGAAGGUGCAGGCUUGCGUCGCUGACCAGGUCAACGAGUCAAUGAUGGCGGGCCCGCUAUUCAACCAGCUCAAGGUCUAUGCCGACCGUGAAAUCGCCACCCAGAACAUGUACUUCGUUGACGAGCCUGAUGGCAGCGCUAUCCUCUGCAGUAGGGAGGGAAUGGCGGCCGAGAACGUCCAAGAAACUACUUUCUACGCUACUGGCGUGUUCCUCAACCGGCACGAAGGAUUCGUACCGUCCGCGCACCAGUACGUUGUGCUUGCUGACAACGGCGACACAGACUUCAAGAACUUCCAGAAGGCGAUCCAGAACUUCUGGGUCAUGGCUUGCCUUCGUCGUCCGGAGGGCAAGCUCAGGCCGCUCAACGACUUGGUCAUCAAUGGCAACCAGGCCAUCUGUAUCAGCACGCCGAUUUCAACUCCACGCAACCGGAUGUGUGAAGGCGAUGAGCCACUCACCCUCACGGCCGACCAGGAUUCUCAGGGCAUCGUGAUGCAAGCUGGUGAAUACGAGCUUCACAGCGGUGUUUGCGGUGCUUUCCUUCGCCAAGGACAAAUCGUUCAGGUUGAGGUUAGUUUCAAGAUUGUGCCCGCCGGUCAUCAAUUUUGCCUACGGAUGGACCUGAAGAGCGUCGUCAUCAUCAACGACGACAUCGUAGCGACAAUGGCGUGGGCUGAGGCAGACGCUGAGGCUGCUGAGAAGACCAACGUCAUAUCCGUUUCCAGCGCCGGUCCGUCUGGUACCGCGAUCAAGGUGAAGGGCAGGUCGAAGGUUAAGCGCGUGCCUCGCAAGCCAAAGAACCUUGUCAAAGAGGUUGAGGGUGACGCUGACAUGUGCAAGCUCCCGUUCCAAAGUUCGUAG